AUGGCUCCCACUGGCCCAAUUACAACACCUAUAACCCAGCUGCUGGGCAUCCAACACCCGAUUAUCCUCGCCGGCAUGGCGCGCACAUCGGGCGGACUCCUUGCGGCAGCUGUAUCCAAUGCCGGCGGCCUCGGCGUUAUCGGCGGCUUCAUGUACACACCCGACCAGCUGCGUGAAAUCAUCGCGGAGAUGAAGGAGAACUUCAGGUCUCCGGACCUACCGUUUGGCGUUGACCUCGCCCUGCCACAGGUUGGAGGCAACGCCCGUAAGACGAACCAUGACUAUACGGGCGGCAAGCUCGACGAGCUCAUCGACAUCACCAUCGAGUCCGGCGCCCGACUGUUCGUCAGCGCCGUCGGCGUGCCGCCCAAGCACGUCAUUGAUAGGUUGCACGCCGCAGGCAUCUACAUCAUGAACAUGGUCGGUCACCCAAAGCACGCUGUUAAGGCGCUUGACCUCGGCGUCGACAUCAUCUGCGCCCAGGGCGGUGAGGGCGGCGGCCACACCGGCGACGUGGCGAACUCGGUGCUCAUCCCGGCCGUCGUCGACGUCGCGCGGCGGUACCGUCCCAAGAUGCUCAAGGGAGGACCUGCUCUCGUCAUCGCCGCCGGCGGCAUCUACAACGGCCGAUCGUUGGCGAGCUCGUUGAUGCAAGGCGCCGUGGGCGUGUGGGUCGGCACGCGCUUUGUGGCGUCCGUCGAGGCCGGGUGCAGCGAGGAACACAAGCAAGAAGUUGUAUCAUGCGGGUUUGAUGAUACAGAGCGCACACUCGUGUUGUCUGGGCGACCGUUGCGGAUGAAGACGAAUGAGUACGUCCGUAAGUGGCAUUCGCAACCGGACAAGAUCAAGCAGCUUUGUGAUGAUGGCGUGGUCCCGAUUGAACAUGAUUUGGAGAAGGGCAACGACAUUGACCUUCCGCACCUGAUGGGUCAAGUCGCCGGCGCGAUCGACAAGGUCCAGCCUGCCGGAGAGAUUGUGGAUGAGAUGGUCAAGGAGGCGGUUGACCAAUUGAGGCUCGGGCAGGUGUACUUGGGUGAGCGCAGUAGACUAUGA
Messenger RNA from Colletotrichum spaethianum, 1053 nucleotides. RefSeq names its product putative nitronate monooxygenase. The transcript has a single exon. The record is from RefSeq and is a predicted model, not a curated record. Lineage: Eukaryota; Fungi; Ascomycota; Sordariomycetes; Glomerellales; Glomerellaceae. Gene Ontology annotation, molecular function: nitronate monooxygenase activity. Bases 1 to 1053 code for a protein of 350 amino acids.